UUCAUCACCUAGGGGUUGUGCUGGGAAUUUCCAUAUUUUUUGGUCCGCUUAUUUACAAGUACCUUAACAGGCCUACUGUAGAUAAAGCGGUCUUUUCACGGGGAGCACCAAGAGUCAACUUUGAAGAACUCCAGAAGAAAUUGGAUGCUCAAUGGAAGUAAUCAAGAAGUCUCGCUCUCGAUUAAGGCGCUAUCCGCAGCUGCUCAUUGAGUGUCGCCCAGAAGGCAGUGCAUAUGCCAAUUGUGUAGCCCAAGAAGGUCACAUGCAGAAAGGAAGUUGUCAAGUAGAGUUUGAAAAAUUCAAGCAAUGUCUUGUUAAAGCAGCAGCCAAACUUGGAACUCGAAUGUAGGUUUGAUGUUUGGCUGCAAUGUGCUGACAUAAUUUAAAAGAUUAGAAUUAAUGUAGAACAAAACUAUUAAUAAAUAAGCUCUAAGUAACCAAAA
Molecule: messenger RNA, 443 nt
Organism: Frankliniella occidentalis (western flower thrips)
Lineage: Eukaryota; Metazoa; Arthropoda; Insecta; Thysanoptera; Thripidae
Product: NADH dehydrogenase [ubiquinone] 1 alpha subcomplex assembly factor 8-like
Exons: 2
Coding region: 152-349 (65 amino acids)
Biological process (GO): mitochondrial respiratory chain complex I assembly
Cellular component (GO): mitochondrion
Source: RefSeq, a predicted model, not a curated record